AUGGCGGGUUUCAGAUUUCAGGUCCAGAAAGAAGGGAGUGGAUCAGCUGGAGUUGCAAUAGCAAUCGGCCUAUUCGUUGCAUUUGGAGGUAUUCUCUUUGGAUACGACACUGGCACCAUCGGCGGGAUCUUAGGAAUGGACUAUUGGAUAAAAGAAUUCGCCCGAGACGAAGAUGAAAACAGGAUGAAGUUUAUUAGCUCAGCCGACAAGUCGCUAAUUGUGUCGAUUUUAUCUGUUGGAACGUUCUUCGGAGCAUUGCUAUCUGCUCAAGUCGCAGAUUACUUUGGUAGAAAGCACGGGUUGAUGAUAUCUUCUGUAGUAUUUACGAUUGGAGUCAUUUUCCAAACGGCCGCAACAGAAAUAAUAAUUUUGGUAGUUGGAAGGUUGAUAGCUGGCUUAGGGGUUGGUCUGCUAAGCGCCCAAGUACCGAUGUACCAAUCAGAAACUAGUCCAAAAUGGAUUCGAGGGGCCAUUGUUGGUAGCUACCAGUUAGCAAUUACCAUAGGAUUACUUUUGGCUUCCUGUGCGAAUCAAGGAACUCACGAGCGACAAGAUACAGGCUCCUAUCGGAUACCCCUUUCGAUACAAUUUGUUUGGGCACUCAUACUUUUCUUUGGGAUGAUGCUGCUACCAGAGACUCCACGGUUUUUGAUCAAACGCAACCGAUUUGACGAUGCAGCAAAAUCUUUGUCCACCCUCCGUCGAUUACCUCCUGACCACCCUGAGGUUAUUACUGAGCUCAAUGAAAUCAAGGCUAACCAUGAAUAUGAAAUGAGUAUCGGGCAAACUCCCUACAAAGAACUACUUUCAAACCGGAGUGGAUUCUUACGGAAACGGCUGCUAACGGGUGUCGGGAUCCAGGUUUUCCAGCAACUCAGUGGCGCUAAUUUUAUUUUUUACUAUGGAACGACAUUUUUUCAAUCCGCUGGAAUCAAGAAUUCUUUUGUCGUGUCACUUAUCACCAAUUGCGUAAAUGUUGUUUCAACUUUGCCAGGUCUUUGGCUUGUCGACAACUGGGGCCGCCGUAACUUGUUGCUGUUCGGUGCUGCAGGAAUGUUCAUCUGCCAGUUCAUUGUGGCCAUUGUGGGUACAGUUUCUCAGUCGCAGGCGGCGCAUAAUACAUUAGUAGCAUUUGUUUGCAUAUAUAUCUUUUUCUUCGCUUCAUCAUGGACGGGAGAAAUAUUUCCCCUCAAGGCAAGGGCAAAAGGACUUUCCAUCACAACCGCGGCAAAUUGGCUCUUCAAUUGGGCUAUUGGUUACGCCACACCUUACAUGGUCGACAGCGGCCCCGGUAACGCAAAUCUUGGAGCCAAAGUAUUCUUCGUAUGGGGUUCAUUCUGCGCCUUAAGCUUCGCAUUCGUAUGGGCCUUUAUAUACGAAACCAAAGGGUUUACCUUGGAACAGGUUGACGAGAUCUAUGCCAAAGUCCCACAUGCAUGGAACUCUCCAGGUUUCGAACCUACGGUAAAGUUUAUUGAAGUAGCGGAGGAGGUUCAACAACAGCCAUACGAAGGCGGAAGGCGACUAACCUUAUCUGAGAUAGAAGCCAGCGCUAUUCGUCGGAAAAGUUCCGUGGGAUUACCAGAAAAGGACGAGAAGAUUGUUGAAAGUGAGAUACAGUAG
This is a messenger RNA of Orbilia oligospora ATCC 24927, 1623 nucleotides long. RefSeq lists its product as uncharacterized. Bases 1 to 1623 code for a protein of 540 amino acids. The transcript is spliced from 13 exons. Gene Ontology annotation, cellular component: membrane. Gene Ontology annotation, biological process: transmembrane transport; carbohydrate transport. Lineage: Eukaryota; Fungi; Ascomycota; Orbiliomycetes; Orbiliales; Orbiliaceae. Gene Ontology annotation, molecular function: carbohydrate:proton symporter activity. The record is from RefSeq and is a predicted model, not a curated record.